ACUUUUGAUUUCGACCAAUUAAGUCCUUAACUUUUCAAUUUUAACACAAUUUCGUCCUCCGUUAGUGUUAGCGUUUAAUAGCCGUGAAAUCCAAGGACAGAGGUGUAAUUUUACAUGGUUCUUGCAUUCUCCCUUCACCUGUUUGCUAAGUAAAUCCGGACUGCCCCCAUUUCCCUAGAUCAAUGACCAUCACUCCAGUGCUGAAGUAACACGGGGAUUCCGUCCGCCGAACGUGCCGGAAAAUAUCUUCUUUGACCAGAAAUUUAGAGGGUUUGGCUGGUUUUGGGAAGGCUUCGAGGUCGCUCGUCAAUGAUCGGAGGUCUUCUACGCAGUCUGAGAAUCUGAUCGCCCCAUCGUCAAUGGAGGCGUUGCCGCUGUCCCAGCCGAUGCAUGGAGGUUCUGAAGGUUUGUCUGGUGUUGGGGAUGUGCAGAGACCACCCGUCGCUAUUACGAUUGUUGAUCGGCGACAUUCGGAAUUUCCGGGAGUUAAUGCCCAAUCGGUCACCGCCUGGCGAGCAGAUGAGGUGAGCAAAGGGGGGACUGGUGGCGGUGGUCUCGGAGUGGCUAUAAAGGAGGUUGUGACUCUGCCAGCAUUGCGAAAUAGGGGAGCUUUGCGGAAGGAGAAGCGAUUGAGGGAAGCGCUGGAAGCAAAUGGAAUGUAGGAAUCGACGUUAGAGGAUCUUAUAGCUUCGGUGGGAGGGAAUGAUUGCAGCGAUGGGGAGUGUAGCAAGUGAAGGGAGAAUGCAAAAAUUAUGUGAAAUUACAACUCUGUCCUUGAGUUUCACGGCAAUUAAACGGUGACAU
This is a messenger RNA of Ipomoea nil (Japanese morning glory), 804 nucleotides long. RefSeq lists its product as uncharacterized. The coding region runs from base 360 to 662 and encodes 100 amino acids. The record is from RefSeq and is a predicted model, not a curated record. The transcript is spliced from 2 exons. Lineage: Eukaryota; Viridiplantae; Streptophyta; Magnoliopsida; Solanales; Convolvulaceae.